GCGUAUUUGUGUGGCGCACCUGUAAAGAGCGAGACAGGCAGAAGCCGGCUUUUUUAAUUAUUUGAUUCAUUUUAUUUCUUCUGUUCUUUUUCCUUUUGUUUCAUGCAUUUGCUGAAAGGAACCCAUUUCUGUGUUUUGAUUUAAUAAAUAUUUCAUUUCCUCAUUUUAUCUUGUUUGUGUUGGCUUUUAUGUUUCCAAGUUUGAACUAAGAGAGAGCGGAAUCCAUCAUUUUACAAGCUAUUGGCCAGGUGUUUGAUUCAGAGAUUGUUUGCCUAAGGACGUCCGUAACUUUCAUUUAUAGAAACGACGGCAUCGACAAAACUAUCAUGGCAGUCAGACUGUGCGAUGUGGCUUCUCUGCUUAGAAGUGGUUCGUGGGCGGCUGAGCCUUGGACUGGGCAGGUAAUUGCCGCGAUGGAAACACAGCUGUCCAAUGGGCCAACUUGCAACAACACAAGCAACGGUCCCUCCACAAUCUCAAACAACUGCUCCUCUCCUGUAGAGUCAGGGAGCAUAGAGGACAGUAAAACUAACUUGAUAGUGAACUACCUACCGCAAAAUAUGACCCAGGAGGAGCUCAAGAGCUUGUUCGGCAGCAUCGGUGAAAUCGAGUCCUGUAAACUUGUGCGAGACAAAAUAACAGGACAGAGCCUAGGUUACGGAUUCGUCAACUACGUGGACCCGAAAGACGCGGAAAAAGCCAUUAAUACCUUAAAUGGCCUCAGACUGCAGACCAAAACCAUAAAGGUUUCCUACGCACGCCCCAGCUCCGCCUCUAUCCGAGAUGCGAAUUUGUACGUCAGUGGCUUGCCAAAAACAAUGACUCAGAAAGAACUGGAGCAGCUCUUCUCUCAGUACGGACGCAUCAUUACCUCACGCAUUCUGGUGGACCAGGUGACCGGUGUCUCUAGAGGGGUGGGCUUCAUCCGUUUUGACCGGCGAAUUGAGGCUGAGGAGGCCAUCAAGGGUCUGAACUGCCAGAAACCACCCGGCGCCGCUGAGCCCAUCACAGUCAAGUUCGCCAACAACCCGAGCCAGAAGACGAGCCAGGCGCUCCUGUCCCAGCUGUAUCAGUCACCCAAUCGAAGGUACCCAGGACCCCUCGCACAGCAGGCACAGCGCUUCAGGUUGGACAAUCUUCUAAACAUGGCCUACGGAGUCAAAAGCAGGUUCUCCCCCAUGGCCAUUGACGGGGUGACCAGCCUGGCUGGCAUCAACAUCCCGGGGCACGCAGGCACCGGCUGGUGCAUCUUCGUCUACAACCUGGCUCCAGACGCAGAUGAAAGCAUCCUAUGGCAGAUGUUUGGGCCUUUCGGUGCGGUCACAAAUGUGAAGGUCAUCCGUGACUUCAACACAAACAAGUGCAAAGGAUUUGGUUUUGUCACCAUGACUAACUACGACGAGGCGGCCGUGGCCAUCGCCAGCUUGAAUGGAUACCGCCUUGGGGACAGAGUUCUGCAAGUCUCAUUCAAAACCAACAAAACGCACAAAGCCUAAUACCCACUCGAUUGUUUCUAGAAAACUGCAUAAAAUGGAACGUAUCGACCGUAUACUUUCUACAUUAGUAAAAACAUCUUUGUAAAUCAGUGUUACGAAGGAAAACAAUAUUUAGCGUUCAACAAUGUGAUUUUCUUUUCUUUUCCUUCAUUGCUAAGCUUUGAAUCUUCUUGAUAUACUUUAUGUUGACACAGAAAAAAAAUACUGCAGGUUUUCAUGCCUGUGAUGUUGCAUUCUCUUGCUGUCUUUACAGAUGGACCUUCUAAAAUGUUACUAAUGUUUUUGUCAUUUUGUUGCACAUCUGCUUUGAAACAGUCUUGUAAGGCUUUGUGUAGUGAUUUACUUUGUAUUUUUGUGUCCUGAUUUGCCUUAGGUGCGUUAUGCCUUCAGUGGUUAGCAAGUACUUAUUUUGAACUAUUUGCGGUUUUGUUGAUUUUGUAAGUAUUCUGUUUAUCGUAAUAUGAGUUGGUUAUUGGUUGGCUGCAUAAUGUUGCUUAUUGUAAAAUUAAUGGAGAAAAGACAAAAAAAAUUCUUAAAGCAGUACCUUGCCAAAGAGCUAAGAACCUCUUUGAUGUGGGUUUAAAAAGCAUCUAUUUUUAUAAAAAGAAAAAUUUGGAGAAACUUUUUACUGGACCUGGAACAAAAUAUUUUGACUUGGAUACUUUGAGAAAUAUCUUCAUAUGACACCUUGUGAGCUUUUGAACUUUACCAGAAAGUUUGCAGUGGUUGAAAUUUCUGGAGAGAUUUAUGAUGUAAAAGAUACCUUUUGAGAUCUUUGUAUUAUCUUUAGAUUCUAGAAUCAAUGGCAGUGCUGGUUUCGUUUGUAAAAUCAUCUGUGGGUCGUCCCAUCAUUCUGGUUGUUAUAUGACUAGCAACUCGCUUUCCGAUUUGAUUUCGAAAUGGACAAAAAUAACAAAGGUUUAUCCGCAAAAGUGCAUGCAAAAUUAUAACGUGGAGAUAUCUUAAAAGGUAAACGGGGGAUAAAAAUCAGUUCUUCCUAAAGGAUUCCCUUCAGACAGAGCUCAUGGUGUUUUGUGGUGUACUUAACGCUGUAUCAUUAGACUGACUUUGUCUUAAUAUCAGCCAAUAAGGGUUUUUACCUACUUUGUAUGAAAGAUGGAGGAGGACAAGCCGAUGAAGGCAGCAGCUUAAGAAAACUAGUUUGAAUGAAGAAAAGAACGGAUUACUCCUGAGCUUAGAGCUAUGUAAAUAAGUCCUUUUUUAUGUUGAGUAUUUGGCAAACUUCUUUUUUGUUCUAGUUUGGACUUCAUUGCAAAGUGCUUUUUUUCUUUUAAGGAGUAUGUAAGGUAUUUUCUUUUUGGAUAUUGCCUUUUUAUUUCAGUUGUUUCCCUUCAGUUAAAAUAUUUGAUUUGUUGUCCUAUGGACUAGCAUUACAGUGCAUCAAAUUUGUUGAUUGUUUGGUCUGUAGAUAGUCUUGCUUCGUAAAAAAGGUAUUAAGAAACUAUAGACAUUUUUGUUUUGUUUUUUAUAUAUAAACAUUAUAGAUAUAUAUAUAUUUAUGUGGUAAAGAAUGGAUAUAAACCACAGUUUUGAACUAUUUGAUUACCUUUUUUUUUCAUACUCAUAUAUACGUAAUGCAUAUAACCUGUCUUUAAAAUCGUAAAAAGGUGUAUAUUGCUUUAUUCACUUUGGGGAAGGACGGUGAAGCAGUUCCAUGACCAUGGCAAAAUGGGUCGCAAGAGUUCGACUACCAACGUCUUGCUUAUCUCAAACAAACAAAUGGAGGCUGGUCAAGCCUUAGAUGCACUGAAUACUGCACCUGCAUCCUGCUUGGUAUUUAAACCAAUUACUAGUCAUGCUUCCCCUUAAAAUGAGCAGUGUGCUAUGCAUUAUAUAAUUAUCUUUGCAACUGCUUUUUUCUUGUUUAUCUAUUCCUUCUUUGGGUUACUUGUAAAAGUUAAACUUUAAGUCUAGAUGAUUUGUGAUACUUGCUGCUGUGGGGUAGGGGCUACAUUUUUCAUGCCUGACCCUCUCAUUAAUGAAAGUAACUUUUCUUUUUGUAACAGACUACUACUUCAUGAUUGGGUUCUGAAAUUGUGCUGACGGCCCGGCAUGAAAAAAUGUUCCUCCCACCCUCUUAUCUCGAUUCUUAAUGUGAGAAUGAUUAUUUAUUUGAAGUUGUACAGUCUGACUUGGUUCACGGCAUUUUUGGAAUAGAAUAUAUCUUUUUGUUGAGUAUUUAAAAGGAUGUACAUGUUCUUUACUUUGUGUUUGGAUACUUUGGAUUUUUUCCAUGUUCAGUACAUCAAUAAAUAAGUUGAAGGGCAA
This is a messenger RNA of Myripristis murdjan (pinecone soldierfish), 3785 nucleotides long. RefSeq names its product ELAV like neuron-specific RNA binding protein 2. The record is from RefSeq and is a predicted model, not a curated record. The transcript is spliced from 8 exons. Bases 327 to 1496 code for a protein of 389 amino acids. Gene Ontology annotation, cellular component: ribonucleoprotein complex. Lineage: Eukaryota; Metazoa; Chordata; Actinopteri; Holocentriformes; Holocentridae. Gene Ontology annotation, molecular function: RNA binding.